AUGGUAAUAAGCAACGAUGAAGAAGUAGAAAAUACCGAGUAUGUAAUAGACGAUUUGGAACCGGCUCCAGGCGAGGCAUUGGGUGAAUUGUUAAUGCAUUUGGAGGAUUAUACACCAACAGUACCCGAUGCUGUAGCCGAACAAUAUUUACAUAUGGCCGGAUUCGAAGCUGUCGAUCCACGCAUUGUUCGCAUAAUAUCGGUUACAGCACAAAAAUUCAUUUCGGACAUUGCCAAUGAUGCUCUGCAGCAUUGCAAGACACGCAGUAAUAGCCAACAUUCUGCUAGCCAUGUAUCGAAUAAGGUAAGCCAGUUAUAA
Molecule: messenger RNA, 318 nt
Organism: Musca vetustissima
Lineage: Eukaryota; Metazoa; Arthropoda; Insecta; Diptera; Muscidae
Product: transcription initiation factor TFIID subunit 10-like
Exons: 2
Coding region: 1-318 (105 amino acids)
Biological process (GO): transcription initiation at RNA polymerase II promoter
Cellular component (GO): SAGA complex; transcription factor TFIID complex; nucleus
Molecular function (GO): RNA polymerase II general transcription initiation factor activity; promoter-specific chromatin binding
Source: RefSeq, a predicted model, not a curated record